Spodoptera exigua (beet armyworm) is the source of this 783-nucleotide messenger RNA. The record is from the annotation of a GenBank genome assembly. NCBI's taxonomy places the organism in Eukaryota, Metazoa, Arthropoda, Insecta, Lepidoptera, Noctuidae.
AUGGACUACGCUCGGAACAAGCCAGCCGAUGGUGGUGGUCAUGUCAACCAGAAGAAUGCAGCCGGUCAGAAGUCUACCACGCCUUGUCAGAAAGGUGGCCCAAAAACCCCCGUGAAACCAUCGGCGCAGAAAGGCGCAGCGAAAACCGCUCCUCCUAAGCAAGCGGCAGCAGCAGCGGCAGUGAAGACUCCUCAGGGCAAGAAGAAGAAAGGCCACAAGCACCAGCAGUACGAACUGAUCGUCACCAUAAAUCUGUCUGAAUAUGGCCUCACGGAAGAACAAGUAGCAGAAUUCAAGGAAGCCUUUAUGCUGUUCGACAAAGAUGAAGAUGGUACAAUCACGAUGGCAGAGCUUGGAGUGGUCAUGCGAUCGCUUGGACAAAGACCUUCAGAGACGGAGCUGCGUGACAUGGUGAAGGAGGUGGACCAGGAUGGAAACGGUACCAUCGAGUUCAAUGAGUUCCUCCAAAUGAUGUCCAAGAAGAUGCGCGGGUCUGAUGGAGAAGAUGAACUCAGAGAGGCUUUCAGGGUAUUCGACAAGAACAACGACGGUCUGAUAUCAUCGGUGGAACUGCGUCACGUGAUGACCAACUUGGGGGAGCGGCUCAGUGAGGAGGAGGAGACUUACGUGCGAAUGUUCUUAGACAUGUUUGACGAAAAUCGGUUGAGCCGUUUAGAAGCUAUGGGGGGAGUUCGUGACAAUAUUGACGUCGAAAAACUAGUAUGCAGACCACAGGCCGAAGAGAGAACCUCCCGGAAGCCAGUGCCCAUAUUCGUACCUUGA